AGUAGUCAUUCCUUUCUUGCCGAUUGGAAUACUCUUCGUAUGAUUACCGGUUUCAAAUAUCUAUAAAAUUCAACUAUCCGUGGACCGCCCCUUCCCCCGGACGGAGUCGAUCUCCGCAAUCCGAUCUGCUAGACUCCUUCCCGAUCGCCGCCAUGACCCCCCCAUGUGAGGAAGAGGAUGGGCGUGCACCAACACACCCUUUUCUGCCCGAUGAUACUCAACGCCAUAACCCUUCCUCCGACCUGUCGGGCCAUGCGACUGACGAAGAAAUGGAGGACGAUGACUCGGCUUAUGGCGAGGAUUCCCUGAUCGGAGACGACACCGUCACCCUGUCCACCUAUAUUACCGACUACCGAUUCGAAUACGGGCGUCGGUACCAUUCCUUUCGCGAUGGCGCAUACUGGGGCCCGAACGAUGACAUCGCGAACGAACAACAAGACUUGGCCCAUCAUAUGUACUUCCUGACCCUCGAUGGGAAGCUUCACAUGGCUCCCAUAUGCAAUCCGCAGGAAAUUCUCGACGUGGGGACGGGAACCGGUAUUUGGGCAAUAGACAUGGCGGAUGAAUACCCCAGCGCCAAAGUGACGGGCGUGGACCUUUCUCCUAUCCAGCCGCUGUUCGUCCCACCGAAUUGCGUCUUCGAGAUUGACGACGUGACCCUUCCGUGGACCUACGACCCUAAUCAUUUCGAUUUCAUUCACGUGCGCGAGCUGUUCGGAUGCAUUCCUGACUGGGACGAAUUUUUCCAGCAAUGCUGGCGUUGCCUCAAACCCGGCGGGUUUAUAGAAGUCGUCGAGCACUCGGUCGAGCCGAUCGCGGACGACGAUACCGUACCGGAGGACCAUUUCUACCGCGUAUGGGGACAGACCGUACUCAACUCGGGGAACAUGUCAGGCAAGACGUUCAACAUCUGGGCCGAAAGCGCGACGCGACUACGGCAGGCUGGAUUUGUCGAUGUGGUGGAGAGACGCUUCCAAUGGCCCAUGAAUGCGUGGAGUUCCGAUGCCAAGUUACACGAAUUAGGCCGCUGGAACCAACUGCGCCUCCACGCUGGGGUUGAAGGAUUCAUGCUCCGUCUCCUCACAACGACCCUGGAAUGGUCUUACGCGCGCGCGCAAGUCUUCCUCGCGCAAAUGCGCCAGUCCCUCCGCGACUUCGAAACACAUGCCUACCUCCCGGUGUCAGUCGUGUACGCUCGCAAACCCGUUUCAACAACCAACCCCUCUUUGUAGGAAUCUUUCUUUUUGCUUCUCUGUCUCCUGCAUUGCAUCGUCCCAGACCCUUCGUUCAACUUAUAGCCCUUUCAGUGCAAGCGUUAUACCCAAGUCUUAUUCCUUCGAGCGAUUUUCUUCUGUUAUGACAGACAUGUGGAUGUGUAUGUACGGAUCGGCUUCGUAGGGUUGUACCUUAUCGAUGUCAUGGAUUGAACUGGCCUGUUUGCAACGGGGUCGGAUAUCUUGGACACAUUUUU
Aspergillus aculeatus ATCC 16872 is the source of this 1471-nucleotide messenger RNA. RefSeq lists its product as uncharacterized. The transcript has 6 exons. The record is from RefSeq and is a predicted model, not a curated record. NCBI's taxonomy places the organism in Eukaryota, Fungi, Ascomycota, Eurotiomycetes, Eurotiales, Aspergillaceae. Gene Ontology annotation, molecular function: methyltransferase activity. The coding region runs from base 153 to 1232 and encodes 359 amino acids.